GCGACUCAGAGCACAAGCCCUACAUCUGUGGAGACGCAGACCAUGGUAUUUUUCCAUUAGAUGGCUCAGAAGACUACCUGAUAUUGGCCUGUGAUGGAUUCUGGGACACCGUGAGCCCAGAUGAGGCGGUGCGGGUAGUCAGUGACCAUCUCCUGGAGAACACUGGAGAUACCACCAUGGUGGCCCACAAGCUAGUGGCCUCUGCCCGAGAUGCAGGUUCUAGCGAUAACAUAACUGUCAUAGUGGUGUUCCUGCGGGACCCACGCUCACCUCUGCCCACCAGCAGAGAAGAUGAGGAGGAGGGCGGGGUGGAGGAACAGGUGGCGGAGGAGGAGGUAACUGAAGUGGAGGAAGAGGACCAGGAAGAGGAAGAGGAAGAAGAUGAAGCAAUGAGAGUAGAGCGCGACGGAGGUGAGGGAGGCAGUGCGGCAGAUGUUGGAGGCAAAAGCCGUGGAGGGUGGCCCCUGCAGCAGUGCUCAGCUCCUGCAGACCUCGCCUACGAAGACCGAACAGACUCACUCACGGACAGAACCAGCCUCAGUUUGCUGGGGCCGUCCCUGGAGGGCCACAUCUCUCUGAUCCGGGGUUCAAGGAAGCCCUGCUUCACCUUUAGCCCCAACCUCUUCACAGCCUCCUACAACUACCGAGGAGAACGCCCGCUGAGACGCAGGUCAUGCGUCCCGUUUCAGGAGCCUUGCAUUUCUAGCUUUACGGACCCACUGUGGCCCCAAACAACCAUGCUUUUAAGCCAAGCGAUGAGGCGAAACCACAGGUGGGAUCACAUUAGCCGCCAAAGGGGUCGGAGGUGGCUUAGCAGAUCCAAAGAGCUGCUAGGUCUGAUACCCUCCGGCCACAGGCAGUGCAACUCCCCCUGGAGGCCUGGAGUGGCAAUGCCUCACCUGCCCUAUGAUGCCACUAUCUGAAGGUUAAGCCAAACCAAACCAUUUCCAUGGUUCACUUCUCCCCCGGCCCCACCCACACCCCCCACCCCACCCACCUUUGCCUUCAAAAUCACAUCUUUCUUUGAUAGUAAGUAGUUGUGGCUCCUGCAGUCAUUAUGUGAUUAAUCAAUCAAUGUUAGAGGACCGAUACUCUCUGUCCGAAGUCAAAAUGUUUCACAAUGUAAGCUGGCCCACUGAACACAAGCCCUGCUUGUUGAUGCUUUAAGUGAAGCCCGAACCACAUCCUCUCUGUUGUGACCACUUAUUAGUUGAUAUAAAAUCUGAGCGCCAAACGCUGAACAAUAGGAUGUAUUCACAGGCUGAAUGUGACAUAAAUGUUGAAAAAAAAGCCACUACAGCAAGAUAUGUAUUUGGUGCAGAGCAGACCAUCUACUGCAAACAGUUCAAAUAAAUUUGAGAGGUAUAAUUUUAAGAAAAAUGUAACAAAUAAUUCCAAGUACCUUUGAAAAUCAGUAACAAAUGUUAUAAACAAGUAGGAGCUUAGUUUUGUUUUGGGCUCUGAAUGCUCUCAAGUGAUAAAAAAUAUUAACUUGCAUUAAUUUAUUUAUGUGCCUGGUUGUACUAUGAUCUGUAGAGAGAUGUUAUUUAUUUUGGAAAAAUAAAAGAGCAACUUUUGUUAUUGAAAGAGAAAAAAAAUAUACUAAAGGAUUCAAAAAGUAGGUUAUGAAAGUCGUCCCCAUGUAGUUGUAACACUGUAAGGAUUUGCUCCCUCUCUCUCACAGCAGCACUAGUAGGAUUGGAAGCUGAUAUUCUCUCAUUUUGAUAGCCAUUCUUUGAUGUAAUAAUUUAGUCUUUUGGAAACCAUAUAUACAUCAUAUGUUUUUAAAGACUUAAGUGUAAUAACCAUGGUGAUGACUUUUUCUUUUUUGACACUUCCCUUAUUUUCUCCCACAAAGUCAGAACAUUUGGUGCCUCCAGAAGUUAUUCACAUCUCCUUACUUUUUCUAAGUAUAACAAUAUCUUUUGGUACAUAGCGUGCUAAAUCUCAUAGAAAUUUGACAAAUUAUUUUCAGAAAUGUAUCAACCAAAGAUUUUUACUGAGGUGUGCAAUUAUUUUAUUGACAAAAAUUCAAAAGUUAGGUUAUUCAUAGCUACUGCUGUCUUAACAAAAAAAUUAUCCCACAGGAUGAUGCUUCCUCUUCUGUUUUUUGAUAAGGAUUACCUAUUUUUCCCCACAGAUUUUGCUUGGUUUCAGGCUUAAUGCCCUAUGCUAUGACUUUCUUGAAGUUUUGGUGGCUAUAAUCGGGCAGCCCUGAAGUCAGAAGGCUUCCAUCUGGAGGCUCUGGGGUGAAAGGUUGAUUGCUGGAGAGGUCAGCCAUUGGUGACCAUUGAAUCCAGACCUUCUGGAUUUGUCUAUCUACACAUUCUUUCAUUUAUCUCAUUUCCAUUCCUUUGACUUCAGUCCCUCGCUUCUUGUCAGAAAAUCCACCUUGAGCUGUUCGUGACCUUAGCAAAGAUGGCCUCAUAAUACAUUUUAAAAGACAAAUCAGAAAAAAAUUUAUGCACUUUAUCUCAUAUUUGAGUGUGAAAGCAUGUAAUUAAAUCUUUUAUGUUAGAAUGUUUACAUUUUUAAAUAAUUUCUGAAAACAUAAUUUUUAUUCAGUUUCUCCUAAGGGGUAAUUAAAAGAAGGUUUAAUAAAUAAAAAAAGAAGGUUGUAAAGGGCUGUGAAUAAGUUCUGCUGGCACUCUACAUUCUUUAUAGCUGUAUGUUAUAGUCAUUAUUUUCCUUAAUUGAAACUAACAGACUUCGGACCAAAUCUUCACAACUUAAUUUUGUUACAUCAUUUUAAUUUUCCCCAUCCAAGAAAAAUGGCAAUCUCUCUGUCCAUAGUGGAAAACAGAAGGAUUGUGUGAUAUCACUGCUUCUUCAUCGUCUUUAAAUAAAACAUAUCAUUUUUUGACAUAAAUAUUAACUGACUGUGCAUUAUAUCAAGCUCUAAUGGCUUAUCCUGCCUUUUUGCUCUCUCAACAUGCCUCUGGUAUGGAUGGAUGCUCCCGGUUCGUGGUACUGGAGGCAGAUGCUAUUCUUCCCCCACCCAGUAAUGACCCAGCAAUUAUCCUACAAUUCGUCUACUCUUAAAAGCAUUAACUGUCGGAUUAUAAAAGAUUAAAUUUCACCUACCUGAAUAUAUGCCUCUUGUUGUCCAGUAAAGAUGGGUUGGAUGCCUUGGUUAAUGGGCUUUUAGGCGGAAGGAUAUUGAGAUGUAUAUUGUUUUUGUUUUUUUAAGUCUUAUAGCUAUACAUGCAUCUGCUUUCAGGAAAAGCAUUUUUUAAAAGUAUGGUAAAAUGAUUAUUUAUACUAAUAGAGAAAGUGAAAAGAAAACAUCAUCUUUAUGUUUGAGGCCCACUUCCCCAUCACUCUGGAUUACUUAUCUACAAGAUCAAUGCAUUGAUUUCACCUUAAAGCAAACUACUGGGAAGUCUGACAAUAGUUUAAUAGCUAAAAAACUAAUUUAAAACCACUCUGUCAGAUAAACAGUAAAGUAGCAUAAGACCAUUGUUGUGUUGUUGAACUCCAACACAAUAAUGCAACAAAGGGCCUCCGAACGCAUUCUUUUCCAUGAUAUGCUGUGUUUUUAUUUAAAAAGAGGAUUUUUUUUUUAAGGUUUAGUUAAAAAGGGGUUGCUGGUCAUUCAUUGAUCAAUAAUAAAAAAUACUGUAUGAGAUUAAUUUAUUUAAAAGCAACUUUUGGUGUCAACAGUCCUUCUGCAACAAUACAGAAAACACCUUCGUUACCACAAACUGAAAGAUGGUUCCCUCUGAAAUCCACUGAGGCCCGCCACAAAAAAAAUUUAAUUGGAUGUGACUGUGAUCUGCUCCAGAUUUGGAACGGUGUCCCCCAUUGCUGCUGUCUAAUAUCUAGCUUCUUAUUAUUAUCAGGUCAUCAAAGUCUUUAGUAAGCUGAAUACUUUUUUCCUAUUUAACUUGGUGGAUCUAAACUGUUUAGAGUUAGACAAUUUUUGUUGUCAUAAAAUGUGUUAUAACUACAAAACGACCCUUUUCUAAAUGUACCAAAUAAUAAAUCUGUAAAGACAGUUUUUAAAAUAUUUUUUUAGUGACUAAAACGUGGGGCUUAAAAAUGAACAAUGGUAUAAACCAUAAAAUUGACAAGAAAAUAAGUAAUUAAACUGCAGUUUCAGUUAUGAUCCAAUUUUGUACUGAGUGAACAUUGAUUUCACAUUCUAAGCCAAUGACUGAAAAUGAGGGAAAAUUAAAAGGAAAUUAAAAUUUUAAAACUGUCAUAUUUAACAUAUGGUUGUUUUUACAGACUUCAAGUCCCAUGAUAGAAAAAGUUAGCCUCCUCUAGCUAUCAUGAUUGGUUGAAAUUAACUUAAAAGAAAGAUACAUUAUGUUGAGAACUAUCAGUAAUGAUAUCAAUUAUAAACUAUUUGUUUAAAGCUGUCAAAUGUGAAAUCAAACAGUUAUUUCAGCCGUCAUAACCAGCGAUUUGUGUUAAACCUAACUUUAUAAGAGGCACUUUGGCCUCAUCCAAUCUUUAAAAGGGUCACUUACAGCUUUAUUUUAAAAAUUUGAUUUCACUUACAAAAGGCCCCCUGUUCUGGUGUUAUACCUUUAGUCUCAUUUAAUUACCGUAGCAGCUUUAGCCACUCUGUAUACUUCAAAAGACCAGGGUGGUAUAUAUUAAGGUAUAUACUGCCCUGUGUGUGAUAAAGAAACCAAGUGGUGGAAUUACAUUUCCAUUUUAACACGCAUUAUUAUCAUCAUGUUAUAUAUAUAUUUGAAGUUAUACAUAAAUGUACCCAUUACGUUAAAUGAUACAUAGAAUAGCUGUAGGGAAGUAAUAUUCGACUUGGUAAAUAACCCAACGUUAAACUGCUUUGAACGAGUAAUCCACCCAUAUAAAACCAACUGGAGAAAUAACAUUAAAAUUCUUGACCAAUUGUUUUAAUGGGUGGCUAAUUACAUGGAAGCAUAAGUUAUUUUAAACCAGUUAAUUUCAUUAUUGAGAUUAAAUAGGCAACCAGCGAGGUACAAAGUGUUUUUUAUUGACACAUUCAUCAGAUAUAAACUAGAAAAUAUGUAUUUAUAUUCUGUGCUGAUCCAUUAAUCUGCGUCAAAGUUGGUUGAGAUUACAGUUUCAUUAAGGGUCAUGUCAUUUGUUUCCAUUAGAUCAAAAUGUUUCCACCGCUGUUAGUAACUUUGGUUAAAGGGACCAAGUUGGCAAAUUCUAAAAUACAGGGGAAAACUGCCAACAUAGUUAUUAUUUAGAAAGUUGUUUUUAUUGAAUACAUUCCUUUAACUUUUCCCAUUAAUGGAUAUGAAGGUUUAACAAAGUGAUUUAAAACAAAUAGUCCUUAACUAAGACUUAAUCUACAAAUUGUCUAUUUAAGGAGUAAUUAUUCCAGAAUGGAUUAUAUUCCAUUGACGAGUAAAAUCUGUUCAUCACAUCCAACUUCUGUGAACAUGUGGACAGAACCCGGUCCACCAGUAUCACUUCCAGUCUCUAACUGGUGUUAUCCUGUGAUCAUGCUGUUAGGAGAAUUAGUGGAGCAGAAUAUACUUUGUGUCCCAGAAUUUGGAGAACUAGGUCUGACACGUGGACACAUUUUUGUUUUUGUUCCAUUUUUUCGGUUAAGAACCAUUUAAACUGGGGAGGCUUUGAGCUGUUCGAAAUGUGCUAUGAAGAAUGCAAACCAAAAGCCAUUUAAUUUCCCUGUGGGUGCAAUGCCACACAAUUUAUCUCUAAAGGCCUGAAGGGAACAACCAUAAGGAAUAACAGUCAUUUAAACUAUUCACUUAGGCAUGAGUGUUUGUGUGUAUAUUCUGAGUACUAACUGGAAGUGGAGCGAGUGGUGAAGGAGUGUACAUACAGUAACUGUAUUGUAAAACGUUUUUAUUCACAAAACUCAGCAUUUUCCAGCGCUGCACAGAGAUAGAGAUGGAGUUCCUGUUUUGUUUUGAACUCAUAGUAGGCCUGCCGUAGCUUAUCUACAAUAUUAUCCUGAUUUUCACUCAGACAGAAAUAGUCAUACAGAGAUACAUGAAACUGUUAUUUAUCCACAUACUAAUAUUGAAACUCUUCAGUGAUAACGGCCAUAUUCCCAUUUCAAAUAAAGUUUCUAGUCCCAGAUUGCCUUGUUGAGGAGAAUAAGAUCCCAAAACUUGUAGCAUUGAAUUUUUUUUGUCGUCGAAAAAAUAGAGAGGAAUAAAUGUCUUGAGUUUCUUGUGUUAAGUUCAGUCAUUUACUGGUUCAAAGACCACGGUGGUACCGAUUGAUUGGUUAGCUACAGACCUGAUCUGAACCUCAUAGACGAUUCUAGAGGGUAUCAUCAAAGAGGAGGAUGAGAGACACCAGACCCAACAAUGCAGUGGAAUUAAAGGUCACUAUCAAAGCAUCCAUUACACCUUAGCAGAGCCACCAGCUGAUCAUUUUACAGCAGAAGGAGCUCUAACCAAGCCCUGAGGGCAGCAGGAGCAUGUUUCAGUUGGCUCACAUUCAUUUAUUCAUAGAAAACAUCAAUUUUAACAUUUUCUAAGAGGCUGCAUUUUGGGUUUUCCAGAUCUGUCGGCCAUAAACUUCCAAAAUUAAAAGAAACGUUGAUGGCUUGAUGUAUCUCUGUAACAUUUCAAGGCUUUGAUUAUUAUUGAAAUGACUGAAAGCAAUGAUUGUUUCAAUGGUACUCUAAUUUAUUGAGUUGUACCUGUGUCUCUUCUGAUGUGGGAAUAUUAAGGAUUCCCUUGAGGAAUGACAAAGCUUAAGUGGGAAAAUUUUUUUAUUUAAAUAAAAGAAAUAAUUGUUAGUAUUACAUGGUUAUAUGCAGUGAAGAGGCUUUGUCUGCAGAUCCAAACCUGCACAAAACAGCUGAGAUGUAUAGGUUUCCUUUUCAACAUGAUGACAGCAGGUGUAGUCUCUCUUUCUGCUCAUUAAAUAAAACUAAACUCCAGGCGUAGUCAUAAUCACAAGUUUUUUUAAUUAAAACUUUGGCAAAUUUGAUUCAAAUCAAUACAACAUUGUUGCUAAGAAUCCCCCAGAUCAUCACUGUAUAAGCAAUAAACGUGUUCUUGGAUCAUUCGUCGUGGUAAAUCCUCCUCCUCGCUCUGCUUGCACUAAAAAGAGUCAGAUGCCCCCCCCCUUCAUGGUGACGUCAAGCAGAAAUUCAGCUCUGCUCCCUUUGUUAGUGCUGUCCAACUAUAGGGCCCAUCAUCAAUCUGUACCAUGUCUAUGUACACAACCAGCUUUUUCCUUUUCUUUGUAAGCAAUAAUGACGUAUUAUAAAAGGCUCUCUGUGGGUUUGUCUUCUGCUGAAGGAUGCAGUUAAACGUCAGCCAUAUUUAAAAGAUGCAGCUUCCCAUUCACUUUUUUUUUAAUCUCUGAUGACACGCAAACUGCUCUGAGUCUGAGCGGCUGUCAUGGCUGCCAUGAUGUGAGGAAAAAGUGAAUGUGAAGCUUUAGACAGAAAUGAAGAUGGAGGAAAGUUUAUUUUCCAAAGUAAGCUUGGUCAGCUCUAUGGUAGGACUUCCCGGACCUAUGCACUGUUCGGAUAUGGACCAGUACAUUAUUUGCUGUGGAAAGAAGCCGAUCAGUUCACCGGGGGUCAGAGACAGACCCCCGCUGAAAUUCUGGUCCUCCAGGCUUGAAGACAAACCCUACGAUUGGUUCUAAUUCAACAUGCAGGUUAAGUAAAUAAAAAACUGUAAAACACA
Cyprinodon tularosa is the source of this 7628-nucleotide messenger RNA. RefSeq lists its product as uncharacterized. The annotation marks the transcript as partial. Lineage: Eukaryota; Metazoa; Chordata; Actinopteri; Cyprinodontiformes; Cyprinodontidae. The transcript has a single exon. The record is from RefSeq and is a predicted model, not a curated record.